This is a messenger RNA of Cinclus cinclus, 2240 nucleotides long. RefSeq names its product forkhead box C1 (gene FOXC1). Gene Ontology annotation, molecular function: DNA-binding transcription factor activity, RNA polymerase II-specific; RNA polymerase II cis-regulatory region sequence-specific DNA binding. The transcript has a single exon. Bases 1 to 1698 code for a protein of 565 amino acids. Gene Ontology annotation, biological process: regulation of transcription by RNA polymerase II; anatomical structure morphogenesis; cell differentiation. Lineage: Eukaryota; Metazoa; Chordata; Aves; Passeriformes; Cinclidae. The record is from RefSeq and is a predicted model, not a curated record.
AUGCAGGCUCGCUACUCCGUGUCCAGUCCCAACUCCCUAGGAGUGGUGCCGUACCUCGGCGGAGAGCAGAGCUACUACCGCGCCGCUGCGGCGGCGGCCGGCGGGGGCUACACGGCCAUGCCGGCCCCGAUGAGCAUGUACUCCCACCCGGCCCACGAGCAGUACCCGGCCGGCAUGGCCCGAGCCUACGGGCCCUACACGCCACCUCCGCAGCCCAAGGAUAUGGUGAAGCCGCCCUACAGCUACAUCGCCCUCAUCACCAUGGCCAUCCAGAACGCUCCCGAUAAGAAGAUCACCUUGAACGGGAUCUACCAGUUCAUCAUGGAGCGGUUCCCUUUCUACCGGGACAACAAGCAGGGCUGGCAGAACAGCAUCCGCCACAACCUCUCCCUCAACGAGUGCUUCGUCAAGGUGCCCCGCGACGACAAGAAGCCCGGCAAGGGCAGCUACUGGACCCUCGACCCCGACUCCUACAACAUGUUCGAGAACGGCAGCUUCCUCCGCCGCCGCCGCCGCUUCAAGAAGAAGGACGCCGUGAAGGACAAGGAAGAGAAGGACCGCCUGCACCUCAAGGACCAUGCUCCGCCGCGCCCGCCGCCGCCCGCCGCCGCCGCCGAGCCCGAGGGCGGCCCCGCCGGGGGCAGCGCCGCGCCGCCGCCGCCCGUCCGCAUCCAGGACAUCAAGACGGAGAACGGCACGGCCUCGCCGCCGCAGGCCGUGUCCCCCCCCGGCGCCGCGCCGCCGCUCGGCGCCGUGCCCAAGAUCGAGAGCCCCGACAGCAGCAGCAGCCUCUCCAGCGGCGGCAGCCCCCGCAGCACCCUCCCCUCCAGCCGCUCCCUCAGCCUGGAGGCCCCCGAGCCCCCGCCGCCCCCGCCGCCGCCCCCGCCGCCGCCCCACCACCACGGCCCGGGUUUCAGCGUGGACAACAUCAUGACCUCGCUGCGGGGCUCGCCGCAGGCCGCCGCCGAGCUGGGCGCUGGCCUCCUGGCCCCCGCCGCCGCGGCCCCGCGCACCGGCAUCCCGCCCGCCCUGUCCCUCGGCGGAUACUCGCCGGGACACAGCUCCGUCUACGGCUCGCCCUGCGGCCAGGCGGCCGCCGGAGCCGCCGCCGGCACCUACCACUGCAACAUGCAGGCCAUGAGCCUCUACGCGGCGGCGGGAGGCGCCGACCGGCCCGGACACCUGCCCGCCGCGGCCGCCAGCCCCGCCGAGGACCCGCUGCCCGAGUACGCGAUGCCCUCGGGCGGCGGCGGCGGCGGCGGCGGGGCGGGGAGCGGCGGCGGCGGGGCGCUGGGGCACGGCGGGCUGGGCGGCGCGGCGGGCGGCCACCAGGAGGGGCACCACCCGCACCCGCACCAGGGCCGCCUGGCCUCCUGGUACCUCAACCAGGCGGCGGCGGCGGCGGCGGCGGCGGCGGCGGCGGCGGGGGAGCUGGGCCCGCUGGCGGGCGCGGCGGGAUACGCGGGGCCGCAGCAGGGCUUCGCCGCCGGCCCGAGAGAGGUUUUCGAGGCGCCGCGGCUGGGGCUCAGCGCCUCGCCGGGCGGCGGAGGCGGCGGCGGCGGCGGAGGCAGCGGGGCAGGGGGCGGCGGCGGCGGCGGCGGGGCGGGGGGCGGCGGGAGCUGUCAGAUGGCCUUCCCCGGCAGUCAGCCGCUCUACCGCACCUCCGGGGCCUUCGUCUACGACUGCGGCAAGUUCUGAGCUCGCCCCGUCGCGGGGACACCGCGGGAACUCCGCUCCUGUCCGCUCCGCUCCUCUCCGCUCCGCACCGCGCCACCGGCCCCCGCAGCGACCGCGGAGGGAAGCAAGCGCGUGGCGAAAAGCUUUUGUACAGAGACAGCCCCAAAGCAUGUCUUGGUUUGUUAAAGGACAGUGUUACUCCAAUAACACGUAAGUUUUUUUUUAUUUUCCUAAUUGCUUUGAGAAAUACUUUUUUUUUUUCCCGCCCCCCACCCGGCGCUCUUCCCCGUCCCUUAAGAUAUUUGUCAUGCCCCGUGAUUAAAAGGGAGCGAAAAGUCCAGCGUAGAGUACCAGCUUCUUUCCCCCUCCCCUUCCUCUUCCAGAAGGACUUGUUUGAAAAUGUAAAUUGCGACAUAGUAAUUUAUUUUUAAUUUGUAGUUGGAUGUUGCGGACCAAACGCCAGAAAGUGUUUCCCCCUUUCCUGAAAAGUGACGUUAAAAUUGACUGAAACGCUGAUUUUUUUUCACUAUAUAUAAAAAAGGAAACUGUAUUAAUCUUAUUCU